Penicillium subrubescens is the source of this 1065-nucleotide messenger RNA. RefSeq lists its product as uncharacterized. Bases 1 to 1065 code for a protein of 354 amino acids. The transcript has a single exon. Lineage: Eukaryota; Fungi; Ascomycota; Eurotiomycetes; Eurotiales; Aspergillaceae. The record is from RefSeq and is a predicted model, not a curated record.
AUGGUAUCCCAAAGCUACUGCUCGACUGCACGGGCCGGGGGUAAACCGCAGUCUGAGACAACACCCAACUUCGAAGACCCGAACUUCGACCCCGCCGACUUCCUCAAUGACACACUAUCACCAUUGACAGUCGCAUCCUUUCAGCCUAAUGCCUCCCGAGCGCCAGGCUCUGUACCCCUGACGGAGCUAUCAGCCCAAGUCCAGUCUCUCCUAUCGCAGAUCAGCGCCCAGAACGUCCGCCUAUCGAGUACACUCUCCCAACUCAGCGAUGAGAUCCUUCGCAGUGGUGGACGGUUAGCAUACGAGGUGGAAGUGCUACGCGGAGAGACAAUUGGUCUGUCAGAGACCCUGACCGAGGUCCUGCGCGAGGACAUUACCAAGUUUGUCCCCGACGAACCAUCAGAGGACAAGGCCAAGACAGCGAGUCGCAAGGAGGAAUAUACAAAAGAGACGGCCGAAGAUACAACAGCUACCCAGGAAGAUACCGAAACCGCAGAGGAGCAACAGGAACCCCCAGCUACGAACGACCCCGAAUACAUCGCCAACCUCCGCACCCUCAACCAAGUCCGCUCUCGACUCGAAGACGUCGUCCAGACCUUCGGUGAUGCAAUGGAAUGGCCACUUCCACCCUCCGAAAUAUCAUUCUCGUCAUCAUUUAUCUCCGUGUCCGGUCCUGAACUCGGCACCGAGGGUCACAGCCAAGAAGAAAAAGGACAAGAAAUCAUGAAGAAGAUACGAAAUGAGAUAACGGAGCUACUGGAUCGCGACGGGGGUAACCGCGAUGGACUCGAGGCAGCGACUCGCCGUGUCGAGGCUCUGCGGAAUCUAUCGGUAGUCUGGAAGGGUUCCGCAGAGGAAAAAGCGCGUCAACGGUUUGUGGAUGCGCUGGGCAGGAUUGUGGAUGAGAGACGGCGGAUCCUGGAGCACCAGCAAGCUAUGGCUGAGCAGAAUCAGCGAGGACCUCGAUCGCGAACGGAGCAGAGGCGUGAUAGUGACAGCGGAGGGCCUGGGGGCGGGUUAUUCCGCAACUUGCAGCGGCUACGGGAGGAGAUCUAUUUAGAGUAA